Eruca vesicaria subsp. sativa (arugula) is the source of this 3160-nucleotide messenger RNA. Lineage: Eukaryota; Viridiplantae; Streptophyta; Magnoliopsida; Brassicales; Brassicaceae. The record is from the annotation of a GenBank genome assembly.
AAAACAACAAAAACAAAAAAAAGGCGUUCUUCUUGCUCUGAAAUUCAAAUUGGAGCUUUUUUUGAAAAAUCCUCCCAAAUCAAAAUCAAAAUCGAUUGAUUAGCAGAGACUUAAAGCCCAAACCUUUCCCCCGAUUUCACGAAAUCGCCACCGAGUCAAAAAGAGGGAGGUCGCUCUUUCGUUUCGUUUUUUUGGGAGGAGAAAGAGAUUAAUUGAUUUGAGGGUAGAAAUGGGAAGUAAAAGAGAAGAAGAAAAGAAGGAGAAGAUUAUUCGUGGGCUUAUGAAGCUUCCUCCCAAUCGUCGUUGUAUCAACUGCAAUUCCCUCGGUCCUCAAUAUGUUUGCACCACUUUCUGGACCUUUGUUUGCAUGCCUUGUAGCGGCAUUCAUCGUGAGUUCACUCAUCGUGUGAAGUCUGUAUCAAUGUCAACGUUUACUUCUCAAGAGGUUGAAGUACUUCAAAAUGGUGGUAAUCAGCGUGCCAGAGAAAUAUAUUUGAAAAAUUGGGAUCAUCAACGGCAGAGACUUCCGGACAACAGUAAUGCUGAGAGAGUUCGCGAGUUUAUUAAAAAUGUCUAUGUCCAAAAGAAAUAUGCUGGAGCAAAUGCUGCCGACAAGCCUCCUAAUGAUAAUCAGAGCCACGGAAGUUCUGAAGAUGUGACUCGACGGGCCAACUCGUAUCAUUCUUACUCCCAAAGCCCUCCUUACGACUAUCAGUAUGAAGAGCGGCGUUACGGAAAGAUACCCUUGGGACUCACUGGCAAGUCUGCUUCAGUAAAAGGUCUUCAUUCUAAAGCUUCUAGUUUUGUAUACAGCCCGGGGCGUUUUAGUGAUCAUACGCUUGAAGACCAAUUCGCAAAUGAGAGGUCUGCUCCAAGGGCUUCAGAUUUUUCUGUGUCAAGUGGUGGGGAUACUUUCAGGUCUGAAAUACAGUCCCCAAAUUUUCAGCAGGAAGGUGGGUUUCGUAGUCCUCAUUCUCAGCAUUCAAAUGCUCCUCCAAGUGAAAACUUGUUUCCAGCCAAGCAACAUCAGAGAACUACGUCUCUUGGGAGUGUCAGAUCAGUUGACAGUAAUACCAUGUCUAUCAAGUCAUAUACUUCGAGCGGUUUAGGGGAAGGCGUAUCUGAAAAUGCUCAAAAUAUAGGAAUCCAGCAAGAUAAAACAUCUACUCCUGUUCCUUUAGUAACAGAGUCUACAAAGGCUCCUAUUGAUUUGUUUCAGUUACCAGGAGCGCCAACGGCUCAAUCAGUCGCUACAUUUCAACCUUCAGUAGGAACUCCAUCUCCACCUGUGAAUUUUCAUCAACCUCCACAGACGUACACAGCCCCUCCUACAGAUUUGUUUGCUGGAAACUUGGGUCAGAAACCCACUUCAGGACCACCUAACUUGCCUGCGUCUAAGAACGACGGGUGGGCUUCUUUUGAGAACCCAAUACCUGCUCCAAAAUCUACAUACAUUACUACGUCCGCUGGAGCUCCCGAGCUGGAAGUGAAAAAUGAAGGCAUCCAGCAGCCUAGCACAAGCAUGAAAUGGCCACCUUUAUCAUCAAUCUUGGAGCAGCAUGCUUUAUCGACAUCAAGUCCUUGGCAAGAUGAUCUCUCAAAGGUUCCAAAUAAUGCUGCAAGUAACCCGCCCUGGAAUGCCUUUCCCGACUCUGUGGAGGCCAAUUCUAUGGACAACGCUAACCAUUUCCGCCAACAUGGACCAAGUAUUUCGCAAUCUAACAGUGAUCAACACCAUUUGCCACAAGUUGAGGAGUUAAGUAAUGAUGGUACCCAAACAGGUGCUGGAUCUUCUGGUUUUGGCUUUCCAGGGAACAUUGUCAUGGCACCAGCAUACUCCCCUUAUAUGGAAGAAUCUUGGCAGCCUGUAAAUGAUCAAAAGUCAUCUAAUCCCUUUGAUCUCCCUUAUGAUUCCGAGUAUGAAUCAAAUGACAUGUUCUUGGACAUGAGUUCUUUACAAGGCGCACUGCCCGACAUCCAGACCCCACCAACCUUCUUUAAUGAUGUAUCACAACCAUGGCUCGCUGCAGAUUCUGUACCCUCGUAUCUACCUGCUCCAGCAGGCGCACAAGGUGGCUUAUCAUGGAUGACAGAACAAGCAUCAACGUCCCAACUACAGAAUCCAGCAGCACAAGGCCAUGUUGCAUCGUCUACCGGAGGAAAUCCAUUUGCUUAGAGACUCCACGAUCUGCUUCAUCUCUAAUGCAUCUAUUUAUUUUAUUUUAUUUUUUUUAAAAGAAGAAACCACUCUUGUCGAGCAUUGUGUUUAUUUUUGUAGUUCGAAACCAACUUCAGUUGUAUGUACGUUUGAGUUUUUGAGUGUAUUUUCGAGUUGGACUUGAAUGCCAUGAAUAAGUCGACUAAACCAAGAAGCAAUUCUAACUAAUCUUCUCUUCCAAAAUUAAUACUUCUUUGUCGACCAUCUACGACAUCAGAGACUAUCCAUUUAUAUGAGUUACAUAAUCAGUUUUUUUUCCCAUAGAAAUAUUACUCGAACACUAAGGUGCAAAACAUGGAGGCUUGAAGCAGAGCAUAAUCAGGAUAUCAUUUACUUGGCUCCACUAGAAUCUUUGGUAACUCAGAACAUCAUCAAGUUUGUUGUCAUGCCCACAACAAACGGUUCCAUCAACAAUCGUGUCAAGAAGUAAAAGACGACGCCAAGCAUGAUGGAUAUGGGAAGAGCUGGAAGUGCUUUGUUGUAGACGGACAACAAAAUAAGAGUGCAACCAAGUCCCGAGAUGAUGGCAAGGUAACAAGCAUACACUGUCAUCAGAUCAUACAUGGCUGCUCUACCAACAAGAACACUGUAGAAAAUAAAGUCUCCAAGACCAAGUUUGAUGCCUCUAUCGAUGUUAUCUGACUCCUCCAAAUCUCUUGCUUCUUCCCUAUUAUCUCCCCAACCCAUCAACUCAACCAGAGGUGACAUUUCUUCCUCUGCAACACUUUCUCUGUUUACCGCUGAGUGCUCUGAUGACAAGGGAGAUGCAAAGUGUCUUUCCCUGGCAUUUCCAGUGAGAGGUGAACGCACAACACCAUCUCUAUUCCCAUUACCAUCUCCACUGUCUAUGUCCAUCACUGCAACAGCGUUAUAAUCCAGGUUUGCAUUAUGAUUCCCCACUGCUUGCAGCUCUACUGAUCCAGAAUCCGAAACCCCACCCCC